UAUCCACACAACCCCCAGCUCUUUUCCUCUCACUUUGAGCUCAUCUUCACUAGUUAAUUAAAGAGAAGGAUGGAGGGGUAUGAUGACUACCAAUAUUGGCCUUUCUUUGACAAUGAUCAUGAUCAGUUUGUUGAAAGUUUGGCAUUUGAUGAGGAGCAACAACCAAUAUUCUCACACUCACAGUGUUAUGACUCAAGCUCACCGGAAGGUGGUGGCGCUUCUCCCCCCUCCUCCGCCACUAAAAACAUCGUCAUGGAGAGAAACCGUCGCCGUAAACUCAACGAUCGUCUUUAUGCUCUUCGCAGUCUUGUACCUACUAUCACCAAGUUGGAUAAGGCUUCAAUAAUCAAGGAUGCAAUUGAUUACAUUAAAGUGCUUCAAGGACAAGAGAAACAGAUGCUGGCAGACAUGAACGAGACAUUGAAACUUUCAGAGAGAGAAGACAAAGGAAAGCUUGUUAUUACUGAUGAGAUGCAGGUCCUUACUGUAAACCCAUUUUUGAUUAUUAAUCCCAGCAAGAAGCCAAGAACUAAGAUAAUGAGAAGCUCUUCUUAUUCCCCUUCUUCUUCUGCUGCUGUAGUUUCUCCAACCAUUGAAAUCAUUGAGUUGAGAGUGUGUGAGUUUGGAGAAAGAUGCAUGAAUAUAAGCGUUACUUGUAACAAGAAAAGAGAUACUUUGGUUAGGGUUUGUGAGGUCUUUGAUUCACUAAACCUCAAAGUCAUCACUGCCAACUUCACUGCUCUUUCUAGCACUCUCUUGCAUACUCUCUUUGUUGAGAUUGAUGGGAUGAACUGUUAUCAAAUGGAGAAGAUGAUUAGAUCCGCCAUUGAAGAGGUUGAUAAUGCAACAAGUCCUAUGAGUAUGAGUUGUUAAAGAAGAUAACAACAACAAUCUAUUGAAGAUUCAUAAUCUUAUUAAUUAUUAUAAGUUUUCCUUAUAUUUUUUUUCAUUCCAUUUUAGUUGGAGUUUAUGAUCUGGUUUUGAACCCUUGUGUGUAAAUUAAUUAUGUCUCAAUUUCGUGUACUACUACUUCCUUUUAAAUGCAACUUAAGAGUAUUUGUGAUUAAUA
Dioscorea cayenensis subsp. rotundata (Guinea yam) is the source of this 1069-nucleotide messenger RNA. RefSeq names its product transcription factor bHLH35-like. Gene Ontology annotation, molecular function: sequence-specific DNA binding; DNA-binding transcription factor activity; protein dimerization activity. The coding region runs from base 70 to 873 and encodes 267 amino acids. The record is from RefSeq and is a predicted model, not a curated record. The transcript is spliced from 5 exons. Gene Ontology annotation, biological process: regulation of DNA-templated transcription. NCBI's taxonomy places the organism in Eukaryota, Viridiplantae, Streptophyta, Magnoliopsida, Dioscoreales, Dioscoreaceae. Gene Ontology annotation, cellular component: nucleus.